Messenger RNA from Hyaloscypha bicolor E, 1860 nucleotides. RefSeq names its product kinase-like protein. Gene Ontology annotation, biological process: peptidyl-threonine phosphorylation; peptidyl-serine phosphorylation. The transcript is spliced from 3 exons. Lineage: Eukaryota; Fungi; Ascomycota; Leotiomycetes; Helotiales; Hyaloscyphaceae. Gene Ontology annotation, molecular function: ATP binding; protein serine/threonine kinase activity. The record is from RefSeq and is a predicted model, not a curated record. Bases 1 to 1860 code for a protein of 619 amino acids.
AUGUACAGGAAAAGCCGGAAGACUAAAUCUAAAAAAUCGACCUCUUCCGUUCAAUCUCGCACCGGCGAACGGCGAAGCGCCAAGAGGACACUCCAGGAACGCCUGUUUCAGGCCCUCCAGCCAACUCAUCAGGGAAAGAAAGAGUUCUUUCCCAGGAAUGUUCUCUCUACCAUCAUCACCGAGAAGUGUGUGUACGAAGAGCUUUCCAAGCACCUCGGCGCCGACGCCCACAACAAGAAAGAGAUUGCAGAAUAUGCAAGGAAGAUCUGCGAGGAAAUAGAAUACGAAGACCACGGAAACCAGAAGAUCAAAUGUUUCCGCAAGAUCUUUGUAAUAUUGGUCCUGAUCGAAAAGACUCUUGAGAUCAUCAAGUUCUUGGAGAGGGACGUGAAUGACUCGGAUUUGCCACUUGAAAAGGUUGAGCGACCACAUGAGAAGGGCUCAUACGACCUCAGACUUAGCCGCAACCCAGCGAAGCGCUUAAAAUGUUUUAGCAAGACUUGGAACCAGCUCCACCUAAGAAACUUUGAGAUGUAUCAAUGGAUGACGCUGUCCCCAUUCUUCGUCAAAGGCGGGCACAAAGACGUCAAGCACUACCCACUGCAGGACCAGGUUAUCUUGCCAUUCAUUUCAGCUAGCAAAAGGGAUCGAACAAGUACAUAUAAAACACUGGAGUUUGAGGGUGGCUUUGGAAGAGUGUUCAAAGUGGAUAUUCACCCCGAUCACCAUAACUUUCACGGUCUUAACAUUAAGAACCAAAGUUUUGCAAUUAAGUGUCUACACUCACGAGACAAGGAACGGUUUAAGAAAGAAGUAGAGAUGCUGAAGAAAUUCAGCACUAUCCCUCCUCAUGACCACCUUAUAUCUCUCUUGGCCACAUACGAGCAAUUUAAGAGCUACUUCCUCAUUUUCCACUGGGCAGAAGCCGACUUACAAAGAUACUGGAGGGAGGUAAACCCAACGCCAAGCAUGGAACGGGAAACCGUAAUCUGGGUAGCUAAGCAAUGUAAGGGCGUCGCCGACGGUAUUGUGAAGAUCCACCAGUACCGUACCAGCAGUUCGAGACUUCAACCUCAGCCUCAGGAUGUAAUUUUCGGUCACCAUGGCGACAUCAAGCCCGAGAAUGUCCUCUGGUUCCCAGAUCCAGACCACGAGCAGACCAAGCGAGGGGCUUUGAAGCUCUCAGAUUUUGGACUUGCCGAGCUCAGCAUGCACCAAACUAUGUCAAUGAAAGCGAAAUCCAAUUUUGCAACAUCUCCUCCGUAUAGAGCGCCAGAAGUUGACUUAGAGGGAACUGGUGCCAUUGGACGUUCUUAUGAUAUGUGGACUCUAGGGUGUCUCUACUUAGAGUUCAUAACAUGGCUGAUUGGGGGUUGGGAGUUAGUUGACAGCUUUGCAUUCAAGCGGAUGGCGCAUGACCCCUACGUUGGACAUGAUACUAGAACCUUCUUCAGACUAGUAAAGAUAAGACAGGCGGAUGGCAAAUGGAAAAGGGUGGCGGAAAUAAAGCCGGUUGUUACAACAUUUAUAAAUGAGCUUUACGCCGAUAAAUCAUGCACCAAAUUUCUUCGCGACUUCCUUGACAUGGUUAAGGAUGAUCUAUUGGUUAUCAAAACACAAGAUCGCGAGACGCGAGGUCGAAAAACUUGUCAAGAAGUACAUAAGAAGCUCGUGGAUAUGCUCAAGAAUUGCGAAGAUGAUAGGGGCUAUGCCUGCGACCCGGCUCCUCGUUUGAAUGUUGUGGAUGGAGAGACUUCCGAAGGGCAUCGGAGGAGAUGUUAUCAGUUGGUUGAUUCGAUUGACUCGCCCACGGCAACGAGUAGUGAUGGUCCCGGCGCCUCCGACAUCAAACAAUUUUGA